Messenger RNA from Lepisosteus oculatus (spotted gar), 6403 nucleotides. The record is from RefSeq and is a predicted model, not a curated record. NCBI's taxonomy places the organism in Eukaryota, Metazoa, Chordata, Actinopteri, Semionotiformes, Lepisosteidae.
GGAGACGGUCAUCGGGGUCAGCUGCGGCAUGGACGCCGGGGACACCGAAGCCGACUUAAAGAAAGCGUUCAUCACCGAGAUGCCCUCCUCCUCCGGACAGCCGGGCUCAGGCCCAGGGAAGAAGAUCGGCCACAGGGGAGUGGACGCCUCCGGAGAAACCACCUACAAGAAGACCACGUCCUCGGCGCUGAAGGGCGCCAUCCAGCUGGGGAUUGGCUACACGGUCGGCAAUCUGAGCUCCAAGCCCGAGAGGGACGUGCUCAUGCAGGACUUCUACGUGGUCGAAAGCAUCUUCUUCCCCAGCGAAGGCAGCAACCUCACUCCGGCCCAUCACUUCCCCGACUUCCGCUUCAAGACCUACGCUCCCGUCGCCUUCCGCUACUUCCGCGAGCUCUUCGGCAUCCGGCCCGACGACUACCUGUACUCCCUGUGUAACGAGCCCCUGAUCGAGCUGUCCAACCCUGGCGCCAGUGGGUCCCUCUUUUACGUCACCCGGGACGAUGAGUUCAUCAUCAAGACUGUCAUGCACAAGGAGGCUGAGUUCUUGCAGAAGCUGCUGCCAGGAUACUACAUGAACCUGAACCAGAACCCGCGCACCCUGCUGCCCAAGUUCUACGGGCUGUACUGCGUCCAGUCGGGGGGGAAGAACAUCCGCAUGGUGGUGAUGAACAACGUGCUCCCCCGCGUGGUGAGGAUGCACCUCAAGUACGACCUCAAGGGCUCCACCUACAAGCGGCGGGCCUCCAAGAAGGAGCGGGAGAAGUCCAGCCCCACCUUCAAGGACCUGGACUUCAUGCAGGACCUUCAGGACGGGCUGAUGCUGGACAUUGACACCUACAACGCCCUGGUGAAGACCCUGCAGAGGGACUGCCUGGUGCUGGAGAGUUUCAAGAUCAUGGACUACAGCCUGCUGCUGGGGGUGCACAACCUGGACCAGGCGGAGCGGGAACGCCAGACAGAGGGACCCGGGGGCUCCAGCGACGAGAAGAGGCCGGUGGCUCAGAAGGCGCUAUAUUCCACCGCCAUGGAGUCCAUCCAGGGCGGCGCCGCCUGCGGGGAGUCCAUCGACACGGACGACAUGAUGGGAGGUAUCCCAGCCGUAAAUGGGAAAGGGGAACGUCUUUUACUCUACAUUGGAAUCAUAGACAUCCUGCAGUCAUACAGGCUAAUCAAAAAAUUGGAGCACACCUGGAAAGCUCUAGUUCACGAUGGAGACACGGUAUCAGUCCACAGGCCCAGCUUCUAUGCUGACAGAUUCUUCAAAUUCAUGAGCACCACUGUCUUCAGAAAGAACUCCUCCUUGAAGUCUUCACCCUCCAAGAAGAUCCGCGGGCCCCUCACUGUGCCCAAGUACACUGGCCCGGGAGCCGCCUUCUCUGCCAGCCAGCUGCCCUCCGAGAGGGAUGAGAACAUCUACGACCUGCGAGGCGCCAGGAGCUUCCCCACUCUGGACGACGAGGGUCGGCCGGACCACCUGCCCUGCACUCCUCCCUCCUUCGAAGAAGCGACCACGGCGUCCAUAGCAACGACGCUCUCCUCGACUUCGCUGUCCAUCCCNGAGCGCUCCCCUUCGGACUCCUCCGAGCACCCACGCUACAGGAGACACACCCAGUCAUGUGGACACGCGGGCAGAUCCCACGAUGAGGACCUGCAGACAAUCACGGUGGAGGUGGAGCUGAAGAGACACGACAGCGAGCCCGCCGUCGUCCCCCGGCCCUCCCUGGAGAGGAGUUAUAUCCCAGAAGCCUCGUCCUCUGUGCCGCCCAGUCCGAAGGUGGUGGUGGAGCCCGAUGCUUCGAGCCAGCUGUCUGAGUCCACCAGCCACGCUUCUGUAGAAGAUGAAGAGGACGUGCCAAUCACCGACAUCUACUUUUUCUCGGACGGCGGGUGCUGGGUGUACUCCCCCGUGCUGCGCCGUGCCAGGCGCCAGGCGGGCAGCGCCUCUAGCCCUCCCGAGGACAGGAGCUGGGUGUACUCCCCUCUGCACUAUGGGACCCCGCCCCCCUCCGUGUCAGACGGGGAGAGCGAAACCUAAACUCUAUGCAAGCCGGAACAAGAAGAGAGGAGAGGAGUGGAGAGCAUUGGGGCUAUAUUGAUUUUUUUGGGGUUCCCCUCUGAUGGAGUAUGUGGCAUCGGAGAGUUCCCUGCCCAGCAGGAUGAGGAUGAGUGUCCAGACCCACAAACUGGGGCGACCCCAGGCAGAAGGGCCUCCUUCUCAUCGGCAGGUCCCCCCUUCGCCCUGUCGUCAGCCUCCAUCCACUCUCCCCCACGCAACGCAGAAACCCUCCAACGGAGAAAGGCACCCCACAGACUGAAGACGCGUGAGCCCCAGUUUGGGCCGAAGGAGAGGGAUGGCGGUGGAAAGGAACUUCGUGGGAAAAGAGCGAACUAAAGUUCUAACGUUUCAGUCUUUACGCGUGGAUCGUUUUGUCUUUUUAUGUUUUUAUUGCACUUUUUAAAACCCUUUUAAAUACUGUGAAACUGGUUUUGUUCACUUUUGCUUAGCGUUCCGUAGAGAGAGAGAAGAAAAAAAAUCACAGCGUAGGGCACGCUACAGGUAGUUGCUGCCGUUUUGUUCCUUUUAUGGUCUGUUCCUCCGUUUGGUCCAAACGGUCAUUUGUUCUUUUCUUUUGGUGUCGUAGCCGUUUCUUUGCUAAAAAGAAAAAGAGGAACCCCCUGAGGCCAAGGCCUGUGAUCUGCUCGUUCCCUGGUGCUGCUCGCGCUGCUCAGCUGGGGGGUUCAGCUACAGUCUCCCCUUGUCUUCUGUCAGGGCCCCAGAUUUACUUUCGGCUUCCCCUUUAACCUCCCCUGCUGAUGCGAUGACACCCGUUCAGCAGGGGACGAGGCAAGAAAUAUCUCUGACCAGCCGUCUGAUCAGAGCCACUCCAGCACAGGCGUAGCAUGGAGGUGACAUGGAGCUUCACAUGGGGGAAAUCUAGUGUUCGUUAUUUCUAACGGGAUUCUUUACAGCUUUUCUUAGAAUAAUAUUUUAACUUAUUUGGGUUUUCAAUCAGGACAGAUUUUGUUGAUAACUUGGCCCAGUCCUUGGCUAUACCGUGUUAGUUUGUGAACAUUCUUUGCUUUCGAUGUCUUUGUUUGCUUGACCAUGCUUACUGCUCCAUUGCUCGCUGGAGUUCGCUACGUUUCGGCGAUCCUGCCGCCCGCGGUCGGGACAGAAACCGUCCCGUCUGCGGUGACGCAGUGGGUGUAGCAAGGGGCGCCGGUCAGGGGUUCUUAAGGUCAAGCUGUAGCUCUGCAGGAGGCUUGAUGGGAGGUGUCUGUGCUCGCUCACAGCUGACCCGGGGCCCGGAGAUAAUGAAGACGGGCUGCAGACACUGUGAUUGACUGGGACAUGCAGGGCACUCAUUGACGUGGGCGAUGCACUUGACCACUAAGUAAGAACGGAACAUGUGGUCACCUUGGUCUGCUUCUGUAGCAGGACAAUGCAAGAGCAAACCGGGUACUUAAUAUUCCACUGAAACUGCAUUAUCCAUCUAAAGAGCUGAAGGAAUAGGAGGGAGAAGUCCAGCAAAACUUGUCUGACCUUUGAAGGAAUGUUAUUAACGCAAUAAAACUAGAUAAAAAUAGAUCCCCCGAUAGAUGUUCUGUGUAGUAUCCAUCAUUGGAGGAUGGCUUGCUGCUCAAUGGGUGAUUAUUUCAGGGGUGUAACUGUUAGUUCUAGAUUCCUGCAGCCAUGCAGGCAACCCUCUUUGUGGCUUCAGGGGUCCUUAUAGUGUGUCCUGCUUUGUAUCCACAACUGGGCAGCCUGCCUGCGUAUUUCUAUCAAGCAAACUUGGCUUCUUCUGCUUAGGAGGUGUGGCCCCCUUCUCCGUUUUCUCCUCGGCCUCUGUAUGAAAGCACGGCUCGAAGCUCGCGUGUCGUAUUUUCCGUGUGCUCUGUCCUUUUCCAGUCACCUCGACGUCCGUCUUAGAUCGCCCGUGUCGGCACGUGGGAAAAUAUCAUAGCAGGGCACACUACUGGGCCAUACCAGUCUGUGACCCCCCCCCCCCCGGAUGUCCCAGACUGCCUUGCGCCAGGGAACCUCCAGGCUCCGCCAGAAGACGAUUGGCUGUUCACUUCUCAUAGAGAGAAGCUGAUUGGUUGGCAAGGCUGAGGCUGGGCUGGGGCUAAGGAACAGGGAGUGGUUUAGGCAAGCCAAUAGGAAUCCUCACAGGUGAGAUCCCAAAGGGAGAAACGAUUUGUGAAACGGGACAGUCCCAUUGCAUCUGUGGGUUUAAUAGGAAUGCCAUUGAAACGUUCAGACAGUGAGCCCUCCCCCCUCGUGUGUGUAUAUAGGGAAAGCACUUUCACAAUCAAGUUAUUUUUCAUAAGCACAUGACUGUCUGUUUUGUACAAUGCUGUGUAGUGUGACAUGUUCGUAAUAACAAGAUACUUCCGGAGGAGAGGGGACGGUAAUGAGCUCCCUCAGCUUCUCAGUAAUUAUUUUCAUUCUUUCGUUGUUCCGUUUGUGUCCUUCCAUAAAAGUGGUGGUGGUGGUGGUGGUGGGGGGGUGUUCAAAGAGGAAAGAUAAAUUAUUUUUAACCGCUCCCAUGUGCGGUGGCCAGUUAUAAUUAGUUGCUGGAAUUAACAAAAAGGUGUUGACAGCAAUGUAUUUAUAAUGUGUAGCUACUUGAUAUUUGAAUGCCUUAUUGAGAAUUGACACAUAAAAGCAUUGUUAGGUUUCCAGUGUAGUGAUGAUUCUAUUUAUUUGAAGGUUCCAUGAUUCAGUUCCUGAGACGUGUACAUAAAUAUAUAAAUAUAUUUUCCAUUUGAAUUGGAGAAUAUUUUUUAUUUUAUUUUUGGUAGGCUGCUAGUGAGACAUGAUUUAUAAACCAUAUCUGAUCUACUGUACUUCAUGCUGAUAUCGGAGUGAUGCUUGCAAUGAUCUUUGAUUUGUCUGAAAAUCGGAGCUGUUUUGGAGUUAAAAGGUUAGAGGGAGCACGCCUGGGACAGAGAUGUACAGUCAUACUGUUCACGAUCCUAGGUGCAGGAACUGUGCAUCCUGUUUGUGACUUUUGCCCAGGUUUUUUUUUGAAUUGCUGCUAAUACAUUUCCUUAAGAAGUAGCGUGUUUUCAAUGUAAAUAAAUGCACCCCGAUGUCGGUGUAUAAUUUGAACCCUACUGCGUUGAAGUAAGAGUACUGCUGUGACCUAUUGUGAACACUCGCAUGGGAUCAGACAUUUAAUUCAUUCCACCAGUGUGAAAGUGUUUUGGGGACAAUGUGGGGCUGCUUCACUGAUUCCUUUUAAUACCACAGGGUUCUGUGCAUUCAUCUUGUGCAUCUUUAUGUAUGUGUAAUACAUACAUAGAAUUGUGUGCUUGGGGUGUGACAUACAGAGAAAUAAGCAUUUUGCUUGUGUGCAAUGUGAGGUAUACACCACAAUCUGUUUUGCCCUUGAUGAAAACGACAUGCCUGACAGAGCUGGUAGCUGGGAAACUGUUUCCUUUGGGAAACCGCCCAGAUCUACUGGGGUCCUGUACAAAGUGUGUGUCUCAGGUGUGGGUUUACCUGGCUCAACAAUCUUGGGGUACUCUUCUGUGCCCAGUUGCCUUUGGCCCCCUUCAUGGGGUGUCCAGUCACAAGGCCAUUGGAAAUGAGACCAGAGGGUGGAGGUUGCUGUAUCAAUGAGGCUCUUGUAUGUACUGUACAUUACCUCUGCUUGAGGUUUGUGUAAGCCUGCCUACUCUGUAUUAAAAGGGUAUGCAAUAACGCAGGAAUAUUAAAAAUCACACUACACUAACAAACCGUAGCUGGGUGUCAAAGCAAUGUGAAUGCAUGAGAUCCAGAUGAAGUCCUUUCUGUUUGUCAUCAUUGCUCACUGCUGAUUGCACAUCAUGCACUGGUCAAACUCAAGGAGUGAUAUAGUUCGAUUGUCCAGAUUACUGGGAUCACAUGAACCUUCCCCUGCAUAAGUCUUGAGGUUACAGUAGCUCGGAUGUGUGACGUUUAUUGCCAUAUUGUAGCUGGGUAUAUCAUCUAAGCUUUUGUACUAUAUGAAAUCACUGUUAUCUCUUUUGAAUAUCAUGUAUUUCACUUCUUUGUAAGAUUAAAGUUUGUGUUAAUGGGGCAUUAAGCAGGAAGGAAUAGCUCUGAUUUUUUUAAAUUAUUUUUUUCAUUUUCUCUUAAUGCCAUCGGGUCAGCUCCUUUUUCUGUAAACGAAACAUUGUAGCAGCAGCUGACGGUUCAGAUUGCAAACUAGUAAAAGUGACUUCACUCUAUAUUAUUUAUUUAUUAUCUUUGAAAGAAUCCGUGAUUUAACCGGUCUUCUCUGUUGACUGGGAAGGAUCAUUUUAAGUUCUGAAAUGAAAGAUGUAAGUUUGUGACUUUAUCUCUGAAUAAAGUGUCUGUAUAAUGUACAUUUAAAAUAUAAAUGGAAAAAAAGAAUAAAAAUAUUAAAUGGAA